Molecule: messenger RNA, 1905 nt
Organism: Rana temporaria (common frog)
Lineage: Eukaryota; Metazoa; Chordata; Amphibia; Anura; Ranidae
Product: zinc finger protein OZF-like
Exons: 5
Coding region: 1-1641 (546 amino acids)
Biological process (GO): central nervous system development; regulation of transcription by RNA polymerase II
Cellular component (GO): nucleus
Molecular function (GO): DNA-binding transcription factor activity, RNA polymerase II-specific; RNA polymerase II cis-regulatory region sequence-specific DNA binding
Source: RefSeq, a predicted model, not a curated record
AUGACUGCACAGUUGACCUUCAACCUGGUGCCAUUCCUCCUCGUGGCUGGGUUUAUGCUCUACCUGUCUCAGAAGAUAAGUGGAAACCUGAGAGAGUCUAAAGUUGAUGUUAAAGAAGAGAUAAAAGAGGAGGAUGAUGAGGAUGGGGUGAUGAAGGAGUUGCAGUUUCCCAAAGAACAAAAUGAUCUGUACCAGUACACCACGGUGGAGUCAUCCAGCUACAGAAACCCACCAGAGAGAUGUCCCUGUCCUCUGUAUUCCCGGGAUUCCACACAGGAAGGUCACACCAUCCCUCACCAUCAUCAGAAUGAAAACCCCAAGGAUAAUAUUGUUGUAAAAGAAGAGUAUAAAGAGGAGGAUGAGGAGUAUGGAGUGAUGGAGGACUUUUCAGAAGGACACAAGGAUAUGAUGGAACCACCUAAUACCAGAAACCCACCAGAGAGAUGUCUGAUAGAUACAAAAUUUGAGGUUAAAUCGGAAGAAGAAGAGACGACUGUGAGGGACGGUGGCAUCCUUCCAACAGAUAAGAGGUUUUCCUGUACUGAGUGCGGGAAGUGUUUCCAUUUUAUAUUCAAUCUUGAUGAACACAAAAGAGCUCACACAGUUGAGAAGUCGCAUUCCUGCCCAGAGUGCGGGAAGUGUUUUUUAAAGAAAGCCCAUCUUUCCCUACAUCAGAGAUCUCACACAGAAGAAAAGCGGUAUUCUUGUUCUGAGUGCGGAAAAUGUUUUUCAGGGAAGUUCGGUCUUAACAGACAUCAGAGAUCUCACACGGGAGAGAAGCCGUAUUCCUGUCCUGAGUGCGGGAAAUGUUUUUUUGAAAAAUUACAACUUGUGACUCAUCAAAUGUCUCACACAGGAGAGAAGCCGUUCACCUGUUCUGAGUGCGGUAAAUGUUUUGCAAAAAAAUCCAAACUUGUCACACAUCAGAGGUCUCACAAAGAAGAUAAGGCAUUUUCCUGUCCUGAGUGUGGGAAAUGUUUUUCAUUGAAGUCCAGUCUUUUUAGACAUCAGAGAUUGCACACGGGUGAAAAGCCGUAUUCCUGUUCUGAAUGCGGGAAACGUUUUGCAACAAAAUCAGAACUUGUGACACAUCAGAGGUCUCACACAGAGGAGAAGCCAUUUUCUUGUUCUGAGUGCGGGAAAUGUUUUUCAUUGAAGUCCAGUCUUUUUAGACAUCAGAGAUUGCAUACAGGGGAGAAGCCGUAUUCCUGUUCUGAAUGCGGGAAAUGUUUUUCACAGAUAGCCCAUCUUAACACACAUCAGAGAUCUCACACCGGAGAGAAGCCAUAUUCCUGUCCUGAGUGUGGCAAAAGUUUUGUACGAAAAUCACAACUUGCCACACAUCAGGGCUCUCACACGGGCGAGAAGCCGUAUUCAUGUCCUGAAUGUGGGAAAUGGUUUUCUAGGAAGUCUCAUCUUUACAGACAUCAGAGAUCUCACACGGGAGAGAAGCCGCAUUCCUGUCCUGAUUGCGGGAAAUGUUUUGUACGAAAAUCACAACUUGUCACACAUCAGACGUCUCACACGGGGGAGAAGCCGUAUUUCUGUUCAGAGUGCGCAAAAUGUUUUUCUAGGAAGUCCCAUCUUUACAAACAUCAGAGAUUGCACAUGGAGGAGAAGCCGUAUUCCUGUCCUGAGUGAGGGAAUUUUCACUGAAGUCCAGUCUUCCUGUACAUCAAGGGUCCCACACAACGCUCAACGUGUAUUAGCGCCUUGAGUGCAGGAAAUGUCUUCUUUAUGAAUGUUGCUGGACUUCCUGCUCAGAUCGCCGAAUCUCUUCGAAAUGACUCCCCCACAUGCUUUAAGAUAUAGACACACAUCACCAUAUAUGGUGGACCUGUCCACCAGCUCAAGCAGGCCGAAACUUUCUGCAUUUUUAUCUACCCUGUUUAAUGGUUCUCUGGA